This is a messenger RNA of Morus notabilis, 1900 nucleotides long. RefSeq names its product UTP--glucose-1-phosphate uridylyltransferase. Lineage: Eukaryota; Viridiplantae; Streptophyta; Magnoliopsida; Rosales; Moraceae. Gene Ontology annotation, cellular component: cytoplasm. The transcript has 21 exons. Gene Ontology annotation, molecular function: UTP:glucose-1-phosphate uridylyltransferase activity. The record is from RefSeq and is a predicted model, not a curated record. Bases 216 to 1649 code for a protein of 477 amino acids. Gene Ontology annotation, biological process: glycogen metabolic process; UDP-alpha-D-glucose metabolic process.
CCUUCUCGUUAAGUUUAGGCUUCUUCUUCACAUCACAUGGUUAUUAUCAACUAUAUACAAUUUAUCUACACAGAACAAAGAGCGCGUUGUCUCUCCCAAAUCUCUCACUUCAUUUCCAUUUUCCAGUCCUCAGCUCCUGUAGACCUCUCUCGCUCUAUUCUCUAUCUCUCUCAUCUUCUUUAUCUCUCUAGAUUGAAGCUUUUCACUGCCCCGAAAUGGCUGCCGCCGCUGCUACUCUGAGCCCCCCUGACGCCGAGAAGAUCUCCAAGCUCAAAUCUUCCGUCGCCGGCCUUAACCAGAUUAGUGAGGAUGAGAAGAGUGGAUUCAUCAACCUAAUUUCUCGUUAUCUUAGUGGGGAAGCACAAUAUGUUGAAUGGAGUAAGAUCCAAACGCCUACUGAUGAGGUAGUGGUUCCUUAUGAAACCUUGGCGCCAACUUCUGAUGAUCCCGAGGAGAUCAAGAAGCUUUUGGAUAAACUUGUGGUGCUUAAGCUUAAUGGAGGUCUGGGGACAACAAUGGGCUGUACUGGUCCCAAGUCAGUCAUUGAAGUUCGUGACGGGUUAACUUUUCUUGAUUUAAUUGUUAUCCAGAUUGAGAAUCUGAACUCUAAAUAUGGGUGCAAUGUUCCACUGCUUCUAAUGAACUCGUUCAACACUCAUGAUGAUACAUUGAAGAUUGUUGAAAAAUACUCCAGCUCAAAUGUUGAGAUUCAUACUUUCAAUCAGAGUCAGUAUCCCCGUCUGGUUGUAGAGGAUUUUACACCACUCCCAUCUAAGGGGCAGACAGGGAAGGAUGGAUGGUACCCUCCUGGCCACGGUGACGUGUUUCCAUCCCUAAAGAACAGUGGAAAACUUGAUGCAUUAUUGUCACGGGGAAAAGAAUAUGUGUUCGUUGCCAACUCAGAUAACUUGGGUGCAAUUGUCGACUUGAAAAUCCUUAGUCAUUUGAUUAAGAACAAGAACGAAUACUGUAUGGAGGUGACACCCAAAACACUGGCUGAUGUGAAGGGUGGCACUCUCAUCUCUUAUGAAGGAAGAGUUCAGCUACUGGAAAUUGCUCAAGUUGCUGAUGAACAUGUCAACGAAUUCAAGUCGAUAGAGAAAUUCAAAAUUUUCAACACAAAUAACUUGUGGGUGAACCUGAAGGCAAUUAAAAGGCUUGUGGAAUCUGAUGGACUCAAAAUGGAAAUUAUUCCAAACCCGAAGGAAGUGGAUGGAAUCAAAGUUCUUCAGCUGGAAACUGCUGCUGGUGCGGCGAUAAGGUUCUUCGAUAACGCUAUUGGAAUCAAUGUGCCCCGAUCUCGAUUCCUUCCAGUAAAGGCAACUUCAGAUUUGCUUCUAGUGCAGUCUGAUCUCUAUACUCUGGAAGAUGGUUUUAUCAUUCGGAAUAAAGCUAGAACAAACCCUGCAAAUCCUUCUAUUGAAUUGGGGCCUGAAUUCAAGAAGGUUGGCAAUUUCUUGAGUCGGUUGAAGUCAAUCCCUAGCAUUGUUGAACUAGAUAGCCUUAAGGUUUCUGGUGAUGUGUGGUUUGGCGUUGGCAUCGUUCUCAAGGGGAAAGUAAGUGUCACUGCGAAGUCAGGGGUGAAGUUAGAGAUUCCUGAUGGUGCUGUGCUUGAAAACAAGAACAUCAAUGGUCCUGAGGAUCUCUGAGUUUCUUUUCCAGAAAGUGCUUGAAGGAGGGCGUUCGUGUCGAAGGCCGUGUCCUUUUUUUGUUAUGUAAUACUUGUGCGUUUUGAAAGCAGAAUAAUAGUGAAGUUUCCUCGACUGUGUGUCUGGGACACAAGGAACACUCGAAAGUUGGGGUAACUAGUUGUGAUUUUUGUUUUUCAAAGAGGCUUUGUUGCGAAAGUUGUAUUCAAAUUGACACGAGCUUAAAUAACAACUUCGAGUUGGUAGAUCAA